ACUAGAGUAGGGAACAGGAGGCGCGGAUGGUGAAAUAGGGGGAGGUAUUGAAGGCAUGUACGGUGGACUAGUUGCUGGAAAUGGAGGCAUGGAUGGUACUGGGAAGAUUGGACCGUAAGGUGGGGAUGGUGAACUAGUAGCUGGAAAUGGAGGGAAGAUAGGUAUGAAAGGCGGGGAAGAUGGACUAGUGCUUGGAAAUGGAGGCAUCGAUGGCAUAGGCAAGCCCGGAAUUAGAGGCAAGGAUGGUGAACUAGGCAAGCCUGGAAAUGCAGGCACAGACAGUACAGCUGGAACUAGAGUUGGGGACGAUGGACUAGUGCUUGGAAAUGGAGGCAGUGACGGUAUAGGCAAGCCUGGAAUUAGAGGUGAGGACGGUAAACCAGGUGAUCCUGGAAAUAUAGACAAGCCUGGAACUAAAGGUGGUGACGAUGGACUAGUGCUUGGAAAUGGAGGCAUUGACAGUAUAGGUAAGAUGGGAAGAGAAGGAGCAGACGGUGGAAUAGCGCCUGGAAAUGGAGGCACGGAUGGUAUUGGAAUGGUGGGAACAGAAGGUGGGGGUGGUGAACUAGUGCUCAGAGGUGGAGGCAUGACCGGUGGUAUAGGGGAUGCAGGCGCGGAUGGUGCAAAGCUCCCCGGGACUAGUGGCCUGUUUAAGGGUGGCAUUGGACCAGACAAAGGUGAAGUAGACACCGAAGCAUGAACUGAAACAUAACGCGAUGCACAACACAUAUGAAAAUUAGAACCAACAACAACAACAGCCAAAAUGGUUGACCAAAUCUCUAGUGCAGCCAUAUUUUAUUACUCACUCUUUCUUCACCAGUCACAUAUAUAAAGCAAGAUGGUAUAUAUGUUAUUGAGGUACAAAUUUUUUUCUUGAAUGUAACUACAUUGAUGAGUAAUAAUAUUGUUGAAACCUUCGAUUUUAUCGAUAUAUCUAUGUGAAAUACAAGUUCAUUUUUC
Molecule: messenger RNA, 960 nt
Organism: Capsicum annuum
Lineage: Eukaryota; Viridiplantae; Streptophyta; Magnoliopsida; Solanales; Solanaceae
Product: PE-PGRS family protein PE_PGRS16-like
Exons: 1
Coding region: 164-700 (178 amino acids)
Source: RefSeq, a predicted model, not a curated record